AUGGCGGAGCUGCAGCGGCUGGAGCAAGACCCCAUCCCCCCCCGGCCGCAGCUCCUAAACCAUGGCAACCUGGGCAAGGUCGCCGACUACUGCGAGAGCAAUUACGUGCAGGCGAGUGACAAGAAGAAGGCGCUGGAGGAGACCAUGGCGUACAGCACCCAGUCCUUGGCCAGUGUGACAUACCAGAUCAGCAACCUGGCCACAAGCUUCCUCAAGAUGUUGGACCUGCAGGCGGCUGAGCUCCGGAAGGUGGAGGCCGACAUCAACUGCAUGGCCCAGCUGGUCGACAUGCACAAGGAGAAGGUUUGCCGCCGCGAGAUCGGCUCCCUCACCAUCCCCAAGCGCUUCCCUGCCUCUCAGAAGAUUGUUUCUCCGGCCACCCCACCCAGCCUGGAGCCCUACUACAGGAAACCCCUCAGCUUCAGUGUCCUGGAUGACAUCGGGCAUGGCAUAAAGGACCACAGCACCCAGCUGUCCCGCACCGGCACCCUGUUGCGGAAGGGGAUCAAGGCAUCCGUGGCGGCUACGGGCACCCUGGGGAGGGGUCCACGCAUCCCUGAGCCCAUCCAGCCACCCGUGGUGCCCGAGGGAAAACUGCCUACGGCCUCUUCCUCCUCUUCCUCCUCCUCACUGCUGUCCAUCAGCUCGAGUGGAGCCCCUGGCCCGGCAGGUGACAGUGUCCCCGCACCGCCACUGCUGCCCUCCUCAUCUGUGCCACCUGCCCUGGCCCUGGCCACUGUCCCACUGUCGUCGCCACCACUGCCUGGUGACGUGCCAUUGCUGGGGGACCUGCCACCACCACCUCUGGGGGACCUGCCACAUCCAGGGGACCUGCCGCCACUGCCACCACCAGGGGACCUGCCACCACCGGGAGACCUGCAGCUGCCACCACUGUCCCUGCUGCCCCCUGCCCCUGACGACUCAGACUCGUUGCCGCCACCACUGGCUUUGCCUCAAAUGGAGGAUUUAGCCCUGCCGCCGGCCUCGGAGGAGCCUCCCUGGGCACCGGAGAGCUACCUGGAGAAAGUGGUGUCCCUCUACCCGUACACGCGGCAGAAGGACAACGAGCUGUCGUUCGCAGCAGGCGCCCUGCUCUACGUCACGCGCCGCUACUCAGACGGCUGGUGCGAGGGCGUUGUGGGCGGCCAGGCCGGCUUCUUCCCUGGCAACUACGUGGAGCCCUUUUGCUGA
Molecule: messenger RNA, 1191 nt
Organism: Tinamus guttatus (white-throated tinamou)
Lineage: Eukaryota; Metazoa; Chordata; Aves; Tinamiformes; Tinamidae
Source: RefSeq, a predicted model, not a curated record